AUGCUGUCAUGUUUUGGCAUUUGUAAAGACUCCGAAGAAGCAGAGCGCCAGCCUCUGCUGCCGCGUUACAAUGACGACACUAGCUUGCAGACGCGACUGCAUGAGAAGCUCCAUACAUACCAAAUGCUACGCGCUAUAGCUAAGGGUUAUAUGCCAAGCAAUGAGCAACUCAUCAUCCAUCUGCGAGCUCUUCUCUCCGCCCAAAUUUUGAACCCAGAAAGACAGGAAUUGAGCCCUUCAGGCCGAGCUCUUGUCAGAAGCAUCAAGCUAUGGAUCACCCAGUUCAUCGAGGUGUUGCAGCAUAAGAACAGCAAGGAUCAAAUUCAGGACUUUAUCUGGUACCUCACCAAGGCACGUCUGGAUGUUGAUGUCGCACAUAUCGAGCAGCGAGCUGCCAGAGCAAAGGUCCGAGCAGAUGCUGUGGCUACAUACAAGAGCUUGCAGACUAUAGGCUCCCUACUCCUGACCAACGCCGAUUUUCGAGUCUUUCUGUCUGAUCUCAGCACUGUGGGAAGAGAGGUACUGCGAGAUACCGCCUUUACCUUGUCCGAUGUCUCCAAGCAAGCGGGAGAGGCUAUCAAACCCUCAAAGGAAGAGGAAGAGGCCCUCAAGCAUACAAAUGGCAAUGGGAAAUCACCUGCUCCUCCUUCCGACCAGGAGCUUAAGAAUGAAGUUGCAGAUGUUGGCGAAACCGUCAAAGAUAGUGCUCUUGAGGUAGCUGAUGGAGCAGCACAGAGCAUCAAGGAGCACGUCAAAGGAGAUGAAGGCGAUGCCCUUGUCAAGCGACUCAAGAACACCGUCUUGAAUCUUCGAAAGAGAACAGACUAUAAGGAGUCUGUUUCGACUAUUUCGCUACUUAUCCGACGUUAUCUUCUUGCAUACUCACAUGCCGCUACCGCGACAGUUGAAGCAAUUGAGGAGGACACCCAGCCCAACCCCGAAGCUGACAAGGCCGUCCACAACUUCUGGCUGUUCAUCACUUCUCUCGGCAAGCGAGAGCAUUGGGACAACGUCAAGAAGUCCUUCGAAGCUGUCGUCGAUGAUGGAAAGACCGACCCAAACUUUGACGAGCUUGUGAAGCAGAUCGGCAACAUGGUACAAGACAUGCUUAGCGAUCCUGACUUUUUCGACAAUAUCGAGGAGAGAUUCCAAACCUUGCGCAAGAAGUCCAACGAAUUGACGGCCAAGUCAUCCAUUCGUGAUGAUCUCGAUGCCUUGUUGUCCAGCCUUUAUGCUGCUUUUCGAUCAAUCCUGGAUGAUCAGGAUAUCAAGAAGCUCAUCCACACGACCGAGAGAGUUGCGCUUCUCCUGUCCCCUGCUGGGGAGUACGCUAACAGUGAUCUGGUCACCGACACCAUCAAUAUUUUUGUUCCCCUUCUCAUCCAAGCUAUCCAGUACAUACCCAUCCCCCGUGUCGAAGUAUCGGCCCCUGCUAUCGAUCUUUUGCUCGAGAACCUUAUCCUUGAGCCUGGUCGAACAGUCAAUGCCAGCUCAUUUUUGCCUUUCCAGCUCAACGUCUCAAGCUACAACGAUAUCCAAGUAAAGAAAGCACGUUUUGGAACACAGUCUACCAUGACAUCAAUGAUGAAGGUCACUGUGUCUGGUCUAUCUAUCGCGGCUGAUGACUUGGGAUACUGGUUCCGUCUACACUCUGGUAUUCUUCGAAUGGUCGACGAAGGUAUCGCCGGCUUUCACCUCGACAAACGUGGUGUUGAUAUCACUCUUGACCUGGAAAUUGGUAAGGAUCGCAUGGAACAAAUUGUAUCUUUGCGCGACGUCAAGGUGCGCAUCCACCAUCUCAACUACACACUCAGCAAGUCCAAGUUUGCGUGCCUGGCCUGGAUCCUGAAGCCAUUCGUUCGACCCAUAGUUCGCAAGGCUCUUGAAAUCAAGAUUGCUGCAGCCAUUGCAGAGGGCUUGCAUUUCCUUAACAGAGAAAUGCUCUAUGCACGGGAACGCCUUCGAGCCACCCGCAUUGCGGACCCUAAGGACCUCUUGACAUUCAUUCGAGCUGUUGCAGCACGUCUUGUUCCAGCGCCUGAUCCUGAUAUCGACGCCCGUGUCGGUGUCAAGGCAGGUUCAGGCGUAUUCCAAGGACGCUACGCUCCUGGCAGUUUGGUCCAGCUGUGGGAGGCCGAAGGCAGGGAUGCAGAACAGAGGCUCUUCGAAUAUGAGCAGGGAGGAUGGAAGAAUGAUAUUUUUGACCUUAAAACAAGGCCUGCUUGA
Molecule: messenger RNA, 2226 nt
Organism: Fusarium coffeatum
Lineage: Eukaryota; Fungi; Ascomycota; Sordariomycetes; Hypocreales; Nectriaceae
Exons: 1
Coding region: 1-2226 (741 amino acids)
Molecular function (GO): lipid binding
Source: RefSeq, a predicted model, not a curated record